This is a messenger RNA of Condylura cristata (star-nosed mole), 3480 nucleotides long. RefSeq lists its product as uncharacterized. The record is from RefSeq and is a predicted model, not a curated record. NCBI's taxonomy places the organism in Eukaryota, Metazoa, Chordata, Mammalia, Eulipotyphla, Talpidae.
AUGCCCAGCGACUGUGACCGGGCCAAGCCACAGCACCGAGCUGAGCGGAUGGAGCGGAUUCUGGCGGUCUGGGAAUUCCAAAGGGCGAUGGUUUCACACAUGUGUGAGAAGUUUGCACAAGACUCGGAGCCCUGCCUGACGCCCGUGCACCCCACGCCCCGGGGCCCCGUGGUCCGCGUGUGCGCAGGCGCAGCGGCCAAGCUCUCCUGGCCGCAGGGGGGCGCCCUGGUGCAGAGCGCCGAGCUGCCGCCCCGGCCUGGCGCUGGAGCUGAGGCCGGCCCCCCGCCACAAGGAGAAUGUGUCCCCCGGACCUGCGACCCCCCUGAGCCGGGCACCGAGCCACCCCACUCCUGCUCUGCUCAGGAUCCCCAGGCCCUGCCCAUCAGCCCCUCCUGGGAGACAGAACUCCCCAGGCCCCCCACAAUCCUGGCCCCCUACUCUGAGGCGUGGCUGGUGCCCCUGUCCCCUCUGCACAUUGGUCACAAGUGUCCCUGCAUGUGUCUCUCCUCUCUAGAGCACUGGAGACUCCCGAAGAGCCUCGGCGUGGGCCCGGGCAGCGGGCAGGGCCGGUGGGUGCCCACGUGUCGGGCCAAGAGGCCAGGGCCUGCCGUCACCCCCUCCCCAGGGCCGGUGCCGGGCCCAGAGCCCUGGCAAGUCCAGACCAACCUGGCCGGCCCCCGGCCCCGCCCCAGCCCUGCCCUGAAGGACUCUGCAGGCCUGCUGACCAACUCUGGCUCCCGACAACAGAGCAACGUGCGGCUGCGGCCCCGGAGGCCCCAGGGCAGCGCCCAGGCGUGUGCGGUGCAGCAGAGUAACCUGAGCGUGUGGGAGGCCGGUCUGGCUGGGUGUGGGAGUCCCAGUGGCCCCCACCUCCGGCCAGAGCCUCAGGAAAGCUGGCCCUGCCUGAAGCCCUGGGAAAGCCCCUCCCCCGGAGGGUCACUGGCCUGCCGGCCCUCCGCCCUGGGGCUGUCCCGGCUGCUGACCACGGACUCUCCCUGCCCCAGCUCCAGGCCUGCUGCAGGCUUUGCCUCUCUUGCUGGACACUCACAGCUGGACCCCAGAUCCUGGUGUGGCCUGGGGGGCUGGACCUCCAGGCUCCAGGGAGAACCUCUCACGCUGGAGGACCUGGCUGUCCAUGCCCCGAGCGGGGCUCUGACACCGUGCCGAGCUGCUGUCCACCAGCUGUUGGUCUCUGUUCGGCGCCUGGAGCUCGAGAUGGCCCGUCUCUGGUGCCGGGAGUCCCAGCAGCCCCCAGACUCUGCAGAGCAGGACCCCUGGGCCAGCGGCGGCCAGGCACGGGCUGCUGCUCCUGGGUCCGACACUGCUGAGGCUGCCCUGCCCUCUUGGCGGUCAGACGGGGGUGGGGGUGCUCUGCCUCAGAGGGGCGCUGGAAGAAGCGGGGAGGUCUGCAGCUGGUCUUCUCACUGCCGCAGGGACCCCACCUGGGCCAUGCUGCAAGGCGCCAUGGUGGUGCCUUGCCCCCAGGACCCUGCUCCCCGGGGCCCGGAACAGCCCUGGUGGGUCCCCAGCCGCCAGCUUCUGUCCAGAUGUUUCGGAGCCUGGCGGCACGUGGCCCAGAAGCCGGAGGCUGCAGGAGCUGCUCUUGCUGCGCCAGCGGCAGCGGUUACCCAGGGCCCUGCGGGUGCGGCAUUGGCCCUGAGGCUCCGGCAGGACCAGCUGGAGGCAGUGUGGACACGACACACACAUGCCCUGCUGGUCCAGAGCUUCCAGAAGUGGAGACACAGGACUCUGCAGCGGAAACAAGGGCAGACCCACGCCCAGGCUGGCCCCUCGCCCUCAGGGGCGGGCCAGGGCCAAGGCUCCCCGGGAAGGACGCCAGCGGUGGACCUCGCCGGGAGAGGCAGGUAUCAGAGGGUGAAUCCAGCAGGUAUAGACGAAGUCUUCCUGCUGUGGUGCCAUCAGAAGGAACGGGCCAGGCUGGAGCAGAGGGGCCAGGGACAGGCCUCCCAGGCCACCCGGAGGACUCAGGGUCUGGGGAGGCCCCCAGACGCGGCCUGGGUGCCCGCCCUGGCCGCCUGUUCCCAGAGAGCCUGGCUGCGCAGGUGCUUCAGGGCCUGGCAGCGGUUCCUGCAGCGGGGCAUCCGGUUCCGGUGCCAUCUGGCUGCCCACCGGACGGGGACCCUGAGAAUGAGCCUGCGGCAGUGGGUGCAGAUGAAGCAGCUCCGGGCCUCGGAUGGGGCGAAGGUGACCCAGCUGUGUCUCUGCUGGAAGCAGGCAGGCGGCGGCCGCCCCCAGGAGCCAGGCCGGAGCUCGCUGCAGGAAGCCUGCCGGAGGCUGGCCCUCCGCAGGGCGCUGCAGCUCUGGAAAACACGGCUCUCCCAGCACCAGCAGGCCGAGCAGGUGCCCGGAGCUAGUGACCAGGGCGUGGGCGGGGGCCCGGUGGGCACAGGCGCGUGCUCGGCCCUGGAAGCAAUGGACCGUGUGCUGCUCUUUCCGUGCUCCUUCUUCCAGGGCCUGAGGCAGCAGGCGCUUCGGAGCCUCCUGAGGGCCUGGCACUCGAGGGCGUGCAGUCUGGGCACCACGCCAGGCGGCACCCAGACCACCUCAGCCCUGGAGUCCCUGGGCGGCUGCAACACACCCCAGAGCUUAUUGGAGAAGGCUUCCAGGGCCCCUGCGGGCCUGGACACGCUCCGGGUGGACUUUCUGCGGGCAGCCAGGAGGCGGCAGCAGGGGCAGUGCCUUGUGCUCUGGCAGGCAAGGUCCCGGCAGUCCCUGGGCGCCGCGAGGUGGCACCAGCACAGCCUCCAGAGGCGCGUCAUCCUCGGCUGGAGCCACUGGACGACCACCCACAGGGCCCGGAGAGAGCUGGCCGCUCGCCGGGCCUGGGACAGGACCUGCAGGGCCGUGCUGGGCGUGUGGCGGCAGCGGCUGGCCCAGAGGCGAGAGCUGGGGCAGUGGGCCCCGGCGCGAGGAGGGAGACUGGUGCGAGAUGCCCUGGGCCACUGGCGCACCUGGGGCUGUUUACAGGCCUGGUCUGGGCGUAUGAGAGUCAGAGGGGUUCUUGGGGCCAAGCAUGGCGCUUUCCAGGAUGGUUUGGAGACAAGGCCCCCUGGGGUCACCUUUGCCACGCAGGGAGCCCGAGGGGCUGCUGCAGCCGGAGCACAGGAGUGGCGUGUGGCCCAGGCCUCCGUCGCUCUCUGGAGGAGCUGUGCGCGAGAGUGCCGGGCUGACAGGCAGCUGCGCAGGGCCUGGGCCCAGCAGGCCUUUGUCGCAUGGCGAGUGGCCUUGGGCCAGCACUGAGAGGCCCGCCAGCGGGCAGAAGAGCAAGCUCAGGCCCAGGCCAGGGUGGCCCUGUGCUGGGGGCUGUGGGUGCAGGAGGCUCAGUGCCGGCUCAGCCGAGCCCACGCUGCCCGGAGGCUGAGCGCAAGCUGGAACGUGGGGCUGAAGUCCAGAAGGCCAGCACUGCCCACCCCGGGCCCUGGCCCAGGCCGGACAGCAGAGAGCAGCAACCGGCUCUGA